CGUUAGGGCAUUCGCGAGUCCUCUCCAAAACCCCCGAUCUCGUUCUCGUUCUCAUUUGCCACUCUCCACUCCGCUUUGUUUCUAGGGUUUCGACCUCCAGAUCGCGCUCCAAUGGCGGCCGUCGUCCCCGCUCCUCCCUCAUCGUCGUCGAAGACCGAGAGCUACGUGGACACUAAGCGCCGUGAUGACGUCCGUCAGGCCAACAUUUUGGCGGCGCGCGCCGUCGCUGACGCCGUGCGCACCAGCCUCGGCCCCCGCGGUAUGGACAAGAUGAUCUGCUCCCCUUCCGGAGAUGUCAUCAUCACCAACGAUGGCGCUACGAUCCUCUCACGCAUGUCUCUUCUCCAGCCGGCCGCGAAGAUGCUCGCCGAGCUCUCCCACUCUCAGGAUGCUGCUGCCGGUGAUGGAACUACCUCCGUUGUCGUCCUCGCUGGAUCUCUUCUUCGACGAUCUCUUUCCCUCCUUUCAGCCGGCAUUCACCCCACUAUUGUCUCUGACUCCCUCCACAAGCUCUCUCUCAAGGCGCUUGAGAUCCUCCAAUCUAUGGCGAUACCAGUUGAGCUCUCUGAUCGCGAAUCCCUCGUCAAGUCCGCUGCGACAUCCCUCAACAGCAAGGUCGUCAGUCAGUACUCGUCCCUGCUCGCGCCGCUUGCUGUUGAUGCGGUGCUGACCGUUGUCGACCCCGCUAACCCCUCUCUCGUUGAUCUCCGUGAUGUGAAGAUCGUUAAGAAGCUCGGCGGAACUGUUGAUGACACUGAGCUGGUCCGUGGCCUUGUCUUUGAUAAAAAGGUCAGCCACGCCGCUGGUGGCCCAACUCGUGUUGAGAAUGCCAAGAUUGCUGUCAUCCAGUUCCAGAUCUCGCCGCCCAAAACGGACAUCGAGCAAAGCAUUGUCGUUUCUGACUAUACUCAGAUGGAUCGCAUCCUCAGGGAAGAACGAAAUUACAUCCUUGGAAUGGUGAAGAAGAUUAAAGCAACGGGAUGCAAUGUGCUUUUGAUUCAAAAGAGCAUUUUGAGGGAUGCUGUCACUGAUUUAUCACUGCAUUAUCUUGCAAAGGCUAAGAUUUUGGUGGUGAAGGAUGUGGAGAGGGAUGAGAUUGAGUUUAUCACUAAGACGCUGAACUGCUUGCCCAUUGCAAACAUCGAACACUUUAGGGAGGAGAAGCUUGGGUUUGCUGAUUGUGUGGAGGAGGUUAGUGUUGGGGAAGGAAAGAUUGUGAAGAUCACAGGAAUUAAGGAUAUGGGGAGGACAAUGACUGUGCUUGUGAGGGGAUCAAAUCAGUUGGUUAUUGAUGAGGCAGAGCGCAGUCUCCAUGAUGCUCUUUGUGUUGUCAGAUGUUUGGUUAACAAGAGGUUCCUGAUUGCUGGGGGAGGCGCUCCUGAAAUUGAGAUGUCAAGGCAGCUAGGGGCCUGGGCGAAGGAGUUGAAAGGGAUGGAGAGCUAUUGUGUGAAGGAGUUUGCUGAAGCACUGGAAGUCAUUCCAUACACAUUGGCCGAGAACGCAGGGCUAAAUCCAAUUUCCAUUGUGACCGAGCUUAGGAACCGCCACGCUCAAGGCGAGAUCAAUACCGGAAUCAAUGUGAGGAAGGGCCAGAUCACAAAUAUAUUGGAGGAGAAUGUUAUUCAGCCUCUCUUGGUUACCACCAGUGCAGUCACACUCUCAACUGAAUGUGUGAGAAUGAUUUUGAAGAUCGAUGACAUUGUCACUGUGAGGUAGGGUUUGUCUUCACUGUCAUGUAUGGAAUGUCUGCAAUGAGAGAGAA
Messenger RNA from Dioscorea cayenensis subsp. rotundata (Guinea yam), 1762 nucleotides. Its product is annotated as T-complex protein 1 subunit delta. Lineage: Eukaryota; Viridiplantae; Streptophyta; Magnoliopsida; Dioscoreales; Dioscoreaceae. The record is from RefSeq and is a predicted model, not a curated record. Bases 112 to 1716 code for a protein of 534 amino acids. The transcript has 2 exons. Gene Ontology annotation, biological process: protein folding. Gene Ontology annotation, cellular component: chaperonin-containing T-complex. Gene Ontology annotation, molecular function: ATP binding; ATP-dependent protein folding chaperone; ATP hydrolysis activity.